Messenger RNA from Misgurnus anguillicaudatus (oriental weatherfish), 6027 nucleotides. It is a transcript of the gene vat1, whose product is annotated as vesicle amine transport 1. Gene Ontology annotation, molecular function: zinc ion binding; oxidoreductase activity. Gene Ontology annotation, biological process: negative regulation of mitochondrial fusion. NCBI's taxonomy places the organism in Eukaryota, Metazoa, Chordata, Actinopteri, Cypriniformes, Cobitidae. Gene Ontology annotation, cellular component: mitochondrial outer membrane. The record is from RefSeq and is a predicted model, not a curated record.
ACGCCUCGCCUUGUUUUUUCUCAAUAGUUGUCAGAGCCUUGGGUCACUCGCUAGUCGUCGCGAGGCAUCUUCCACUCCCUUUCUUUCUCUCUACGUCUCCCCGUCCUCCACCAUCGGGCUCCAGCAUCCUUAACGUAGGCUGAUAAAAACGUGGACCAUAUUUGAGUUCAACACUCCAACUCUGACCAUGUCCGGCGAAGACGCACCUGCUCAGCAGCAAAACGCCGAGGAGCAAAAGCAGCAGCCGCAGGAGACCAAGACGCUCGACGAGUCCCCGAAAACCGAGAGCAAACCGGACCCGCCGCCCGCCAGCGCGUCCACUGAGGCAGCCGCCGCCACCCCAGCGCCCGCAGCUGAGAAAGCUCCAGAGGAGGACACCUUCAGCUACCGGGCUCUGGUGCUCACCGGUUACGGCGGGUAUGAUAAGGUGAAGCUCCAGGUAAAGAAGGGGAAACCGACGCUGAAGAGCGGCGAGGUUAUGGUGCGCGUGAAAACGUGCGGGCUCAACUUCGCUGAUCUGAUGGCGAGACAGGGACUCUAUGAAAGGCUCCCGUCCCCGCCGGUGACCCCGGGCAUGGAGUGCUCCGGGAUAAUCGAGGCGCUUGGGGAAGAUGUGACUGACCGAAAAGUGGGUGAUAAGGUUCUGGUUCUGAACCGGAGCGGCAUGUGGCAGGAAUUAGUGGUGGUGCCAGCCGUGCACACCUUCUUGAUGCCUGAGGGAAUGAGCUUUGAGGAUGCAGCAGCUCUUCCUGUUAAUUACAUCACUGCCUACUUGAUGCUCUUCGACUUUGGGAACCUGCGUCCCAACCAGAGUGUACUCGUCCAUAUGGCCGCAGGUGGGGUUGGUAUCGCGGCCACUCAGUUGUGCAAAACCGUGAACGAUGUCACAGUAUUUGGCACCGCAUCGGCCAGCAAGCACGAGAUCAUCAGUGAGGGAGGAGUCACGCACCCCAUCGACUACAGGACACGUGACUAUGUGGAGGAAAUCCGUAAAAUAAACCCCAAAGGGUUGGAUAUUGUUCUUGAUCCUCUGGGAGGUUCUGACACCCACAAAGGCUACAACCUGCUUAAACCAAUGGGGAAGCUCAUUAGCUAUGGUGCCGCUAACAUGUUGGCGGGUCAGAAGAAGAAUCUGUUUGCGGUGGCCAAGACCUGGUACCAGCAGUUCUCCGUACACACUUUAAGUCUGAUCCAAGGGAAUCGCUCAGUGUGUGGGUUUCACCUAGGGUACCUGGACUCUGAGACCGAGCUCAUCGCUCAGGCCAUGACUGUGAUCCUGGACCUGUACCAACAGGGCAAGAUCAAGCCCCGAAUUGAUUCCACUUACCACCUAGAACAGAUCGGCGAUGCCAUGCGUAGGAUGCAAGAGAGAAGCAACAUCGGUAAAAUCAUCCUCACCACUGAACCCAUGAAGGAGGAGGAGAAAAAGGAGGAGGUCAAGAAAGACGAGGAGAAAAAGAAAGACGACAAGAAAAAGGACGACAAGAAGAAAGACGACAAGAAGAAGGAGGAGGCCAAGAAGGAUGAGAAGAAAAAAGAGGAGCCCAAGAAAGAGGAGCCCAAGAAGGAGGACAAGAAAGCGGAAGAGAAGAAAGACGAAGUCAAGAAAGAGGAGAACUGAGUAGUGGAUGUGAUGUGAUUUGUGUUUGUGUGAGGGGUUUUGGGAGUGGUCUGCGUGCGUGUGCGUGUAUGCAUGUGUGUGUUAUAUAUGUGUGUGUGUGAAUGGGGGGGUGUAUAGUGUAAUUAACUUAACCCCAGGUAUUUUCUCUGACAUUAGAUCUGCAAUUAUUCAAUCAGCAGAAUUUUAACUCUGAACACACACACAAACACACACGUUGUACACUAAGGGAUCACACCACUAUAUUGUGCUAUUGUAACCUGGUAGUGUUUUUCCAAGUUCCUCUGCAUUCUGCGAUGUCGUUUCUAACUUUUCUCGUAUGACUGCACGCCGAUAAAGCGUGUUAGGGCAGUAUUAUACUUUUAUAAAUAUCAAUGCAAUGUUUACUCAACCAAUGUCUUCAAUUAUUUAGUGAAUUAACCUUAUUCUGCACCCUGUCAAAGUAUACAUGUUCUCUAUUGUUAUUCCUGCCAAACUAAUGCACUAUAAAAUUAUUGUAUUCCACUGAAAAAAAGAUCUUUUAUCUUUUCAGACGCAAACCAAAAACCCCUCACUCUCUACACCCCCCGUGCGUUUGUGUGCCGCGCCUGCAUGGGUUUAGCAGGAGCGCCGUUACCGUGACAACGUCCACCCUUUUCCACCAACCCCUCCCCUAUCUGUUAUGAAGAGGCUGCACUUGUUUGAUUUGCCGUACGUCAUCAAAAGCGCUCGAUCAUCUCUGCCCACCCAAAUCACCCUGGACGAGCACUGGCACAUUGAACAAGGGCACCAACCUACGCUCACAUUGUUUGUGUUGUAUUCCCAUUGGGCCAGGCUCACUGACAUGCACCCGACUCCACCCCCUGGGUGGUUUUUGAUGGCGAUACAAGUAGUACAUUUAAUUGACUCUUACCUCAAAUUUCCUAACUGCUUUUCUUAUAUAAUAAAAGUAAAUGGGGACCCAAUUUGACACAGUACAUUAUUACAGAUGAAAUGGUGGUCCACAUAAAUAGCUUGUGCACAUUAAAAAAACUAUUUCUCUUUAGUCGGACCACUUUUGUGGGGCACUUUGCAAUUUAACUUAACCUCCCUCUGUCCCUUCACUUUAUUUAAAUUGAAAACCGAGACCAAGAUGUUUUUUUAAAAAGCCAUAUGGGUUUGAAUAUAUUCAUUUGGGUGAGCUAACCCUUUAAGCCUCAAUGGCUAGCGCAUCAAUGUGCCAUGUCAUUAGACGGGGCAAGUGCUAGGAUUUUAAUGAGCCUAGCUGGCAAACAGGACCAAUUAUAGCUCAACUCUCGCUUUCUCUCAUUGUACGAACUCUGAGACGUGCAAGCAUACGGAGGGUCAGAUAAAGACAGCAGUGGCCUUUCAUACCACAAACUCCUCCAGGAUUCCGCAGCCCCUCAUUCCAGUUGACGGUUCACCCUGACCUGCAUCACACUUGUUGCAUGUAGCGUUUAAAUCUGCUCAUCUGACUCUUCCUCCUCCCGUUACCCUUUUCGUCAUUGUGGUCGGCAUGGCAACAGCAGUUAGGCCAGAUAAAGAUGACAGUCGGGUCUCACCCCCACAUCCCUGACAGACCCACACAUAAAAUCCUACUACAGCCUUUCUUUUAUACAAUACGCCUUUUUGUUUUAAUAAAUACAUAUUUAUUUAACUCCCUGAUGUAUUCACUCUCUCAGUGUCAAUCAAACACUCUGGCCCCUCCCGCCUCUUUAAAACGCAGUGAUCUGCUGCCUCUACUGGUGAUUUGUAUGCAUUGCUAUCAUUCAAGACACCUGCUGACUGCUUUUCCGUCGUGCACUGAGUCUGGUACAUGUCAGUGAUCAACUGUUUACGUGAAACGAACCAGACCCCUCUUCUUUAUGUACGUUUGUUGUUGUGUGAGAGUCAGUGCGUGUGUGUGUGUGUGUCUCUGUAUUUGACUGUCUGUCCUCAGGUCUUGUCAGAUAUAAAUUCAAUUUUUUUUUUUUCUGUCACUCUACCUCCCUCAUGCUACCUUAUUUUUAUUUUACAGUUCACUAAAAAACUAAAAUAUGACGUACUUUCAGUCAGGAACAACCUGCGAGUUUUCAGUUUUUGGGUGAACUGUCUCUCUUUCUGACUUAACUCUUAUUCCAGCCCCAUGUUGGUUUGCUAUUGUUUGCACUUUGCUUGUACUUCUAGAGAUGGCGGUCCCACUCCCAAUCCACUGUGUUUGCGAUUUCACUCCAGGUUUUCACUCAGACUUUGAGUCACAUUUUCUCUCCCACCAACACAUUCCUCUUUAUGCCACUCUUAACACAAGAACCAUGUGUUGGAAAUGCAUAGAUGCGCAAGCCUUCAUGUUCAUUUUUGUGUAUUACUACAUCAUGUGCUGAGACUUUACACUACAUUGCCACCUGUUUUACUUAUUGCUCUGGCCCAGAAUGCACUGGGGUGGGAGUGGCACCCAUUUCCAGCUUGGGACCUAAAAAAUGAAUCCUGAAUUCUGUUUAACUUUCGUUUUGUUUUGUUGUGUUCUGCUGGUUGUGGCGCCAAGUGACCCUAACUAACACGUCAGUAAAAAUGUUCGUUCCUUUUUGUAUUUUGUUUGUUCUGUGGUCUGCAUUUGAGUAAUUUUGUGUUCAAAAAAGCUUGCUGCAGUUCCUCUAAAAUGUGAUGAUGACUCCUAUUUCGUUGGUCCUGACCGAGUGUGCCAAACUUUUUUCGUGGAGGCGUGACCUUCGCUAUAACUGUGCUUACUGUACUGAAGAAAAAAAAUGAGAAGAGAAAGAUAAACCUUUUUUUUGUGGUUAUUGUCGAAAUGAUCUUGCAGUAAAAGACCUACGAAUCUGAAUUUGCUCCUGUCGUGUGUGGUCGACGCCCUGAAUAUUAUUGGUGCUGACUGAUUUCUGACUUUUCCAUUUUAAAUUCAUGCAAAACCUCUCGUUCUCACUGUGCCUCAGUCGUAAACCAACACCAGAUUGCCUCCACGCACGUUUAUACACAAAUGCUCGUACACACAAAAUAGUUUUCCUUUGUAUCCGAUCUCGGCUCUGCUCUCCUAAAGGGCUGAUAUCAGGUUCCGCUGAUCCAGAUCAGGUGUACUGUUGUUUAUGAAUACUUCUGUGUAUUGUGUGCACUAGUGGUUUAUUAGGCAGGUGGGCGGUCGCAAUGUACUAGCCAAUGAAUAGAGUUAACCCAACAACAAAAAAGUCACAGUUUUAACAAACUAACAAUUUUUUCAAGCAGUUACAGGUCUUUUUUUCCGGCUUUUAUAUUCUGGCUGUCAUUAGUGUUCAGUCUAGUUGUGUAGUGUUGCCGUUUUUCCUCAACAAUCCAAACAUAAUUCGUCACGGCAGGUCAUCUUAACAUUCUAGUACUCCACUAUGUCAAUUCCAGCAGCAUCGUUCCGGUUCUGGAUCACAUCUCGGCUGCUUAUUAGUUUUAGUUACUUGGCUCUGUCUGCAUGGCUAACAUUAAGCACCACUGGAUCCAUUCAGAGAGACCUCAUGUAUUAACACAUCCAACAGUGACAUCUGGGUGAGGAAGAAUUCAUUAAAUCUCUCAAGGUUUAGAUACAUUGUAAGAUGAUGGUUUGGGAAUAUUCUUCCUCUUCCUUUUUUGGAGCACACGCGAUGAGCUCAGACGCAGGUGUGACUGUCUCCCGUGAAUAUGGAAUUGUGCGACUGGGAGCCAAGCUGCUUCCUUCCUCGGACCCUCAAUCCAAUAGCUUUCCCAGAACAGGAAACACCCCUCAGUUUCACAGAGUCUAGAAUUCCUUACACAUGCACCCCUAACCAAUGCUGAAAACCCUUAUGUCCAGACAUGAGUUAGAGUUAGAUACUUAAUUAUAGUGUAUCUUAACAGUGAAAUGUAUUUAUUUAUGCAUCAAUAAUAUCACGAAAGGCUUGCGGUAAAUUUUUUACUCUAAAUUGAUACGGCCGAUGCUCUCUUAAAAUGUAUUCUGCACGCAUUGCAUUAUGAUAAAUGACACCUUUUUUGUACAAGCAAAUGCAUGCGUAUAACAAAAAUGCCUGGUGACUUUGGAGCAUUGGGAACAUUUUUGAAAGACGAACCCUUAAAUUUUCUCUGCACUCUGAAUUCUAGUUCCAACUUUUCUGCUUGGCUUUUUAGCCAAUCAGAUUUCCCAGCUCACAUUCCUGUUCACCGAUUGGCUAGAAAUUGAAAACCCCUAUUCGUCAGCAUUAAGUCACCCCCCACACACGUCAGAAAAGCACCGCAGGUUGUUUUUGUUGUUGUUUGUUUGUUUUCUGAAACCCUCAAUUUGAACUUUCUCCGUUUAAUCUCGAGUAUCUGAAGUGCUGCUGUAUCUGUGCUUGACUCUGGGUUGGUUGGACUGCGUGUGGUCGUGAGGACUGUAGAGUUCAUAAUGCUUCUGUGUGUGAUGUGACCAUUUUGCCUUACAUGUUUUCCAGGACUAAUUAAAGAGCAUAACUAAAAAAACA